AGAUUAUUAUAUAUAGUUUGGAAUAAUAUAUUUUUAAGAAAUGAAAUUCAUAAACAUAUUUUAAAGCUUAUUGAUUAUAGUGUUGUAAAUCUUGAUAGAUCACGUUAUGACCAGUUUAUAAAUAAAUCAUAUAUAACAACACUUAAGUGGCAUGGUGAUACACUACCAGAUAAAAAUGAAUUUCCACCAUUUUUGUCAAAUUUAUAUUUGCAAACUUUCAAUAAAAUGUUAACCCCAACAACUUUACCAAAUUCAAUUACUACACUCACAUUCGGUGAUGAUUUUAACAAAGUAGUUCCACCCGGCACAUUACCAAACACUCUCACAACACUCACAUUCGGUGAUGGUUUUAACCAAGUAGUUCAACCCGGAACAUUACCAAAUAGUCUCACAACACUCUCAUUCGGUGGUGAUUUUAACCAAGUAGUUCCACCCGACACAUUACCAAAUAAUCUCACAACACUCACAUUCAGUUUGGAAUUUAACCAAGUAGUUCUACCUGGCACAUUACCAAAUGGUCUUACAACACUCACAUUCGGUGGUUAUUUUAACCAAGUAGUUCUACCUGGCACAUUACCAAAUAAUCUCACAACACUCACAUUCGGUUAUAAUUUUAACCAAGUAAUUCUACCCGACACAUUACCAAAUAAUCUCACAACACUCACAUUCGAUUAUUGUUUUAACCAAGUAGUUCUACCCGGCACAUUACCAAAUAGUCUCACAACACUCACAUUCGGUCAUCGUUUUAACCAAGUAGUUCUACCCGGCACAUUACCAAAUAGUCUCACAACACUCACAUUCGAUUAUUGUUUUAACCAAGUAAUUCUACCCGACACAUUACCAAAUAGUCUCACAAAACUCACAUUCGGUCAUCGUUUUAACCAAGUAGUUCUACCCGGCACAUUACCAGACAGUCUCACAACACUCAAAUUCGGUGGUGAUUUUAAUUAUAAAAAAUUUAAAAGUAAUUUUGAAAACAUAAAAACUUGGAUUAUAGAAAAUUACACAAUUUUCAAAAACAUUAAAUUUAAUUUCAGAGGGUUCAAAAAAUGA
Molecule: messenger RNA, 1053 nt
Organism: Dictyostelium purpureum
Lineage: Eukaryota; Evosea; Eumycetozoa; Dictyosteliales; Dictyosteliaceae
Exons: 1
Source: RefSeq, a predicted model, not a curated record